Messenger RNA from Calypte anna (Anna's hummingbird), 2082 nucleotides. RefSeq lists its product as uncharacterized. The record is from RefSeq and is a predicted model, not a curated record. NCBI's taxonomy places the organism in Eukaryota, Metazoa, Chordata, Aves, Apodiformes, Trochilidae. Bases 817 to 1752 code for a protein of 311 amino acids. The transcript is spliced from 2 exons.
UCCUCACCUCAGAGCUGUGCGCGGGAAGCGGCUCUGGUACUGAUACUGGUACUGGUACAGGUAUAGGUACAGGUUCUGGUUCUGGUUCGAGUUCUGUCUCUGGCUUUCCGGAAGGUGGAUGUUCGCCAGCCCCAGAUUUUCUCCGAAGAGGAACAGCCCCUUGGAGCAGGAGGCAGAGGGGAAAAGAAUCAACGUGGUGCAGAGGAACAGAGCCUGGAACAGCAUAAGAACCAGCGGACACAUCCUCCCUGUUGUUGGGCAAGGCCGGGGAAAGACGAACAACGAAGACGGGAAAAAAAAAAAAGGAAAAAAAGCUGCAGUCUGCGGGAGGGUGAAAUCGCCAAUAUUUAUUCCCUUUUCCUAACCUUUCAUCACUUGAUAUUUCAUCUCCUAAAACUUGUUUCUUCCACACACUUCACCCUUUUCUUUUUUCUUUUCAGUUUGGGGCACACCUUUUGGUAAUUAAGCCACUAAGGGCAGACUUUGUUCAUUAAGUUGUGAAGAGCAAUCAGUCCUGCAUUGUUUCCCUCAUUUACCCAAUUAUUUGCCUCCUCCUGAAACCCUGUUCCCUAACUGGAUUCUCUUCCCUUAAAUACCCCGUUUGGCUCUUGAAUUGUCUGCUUUGCAAUUUGUGGUGCAGAGGAGCAGUGCCCAAUUUCCCCUCAAAAACAAAAUACCAAAAUAAUAAUAAUUACAUUUUAAUCCACACAGCCAGCGGGCGAGAGGAGGGAAAUCCUGGGACCUGCCUGUAACUUGGCACUCAAACUGCAGAAUUUAACUCUUUAAUUACAAACUGAAAUUGAGAUUACUUGGGAAAUGGAGCCUGGAGGUGUUUGUGGUGCCAGCAGGGGGGUUCAGGCAGUUGUGUUUCCCCCUUACAGGGAGGAGGAGUUUCAGCAGUGCCGGUUUGUGCGCCCCUUCUGGGAGCACCUCAAAAAACAUCAAUACAUCCCGACAGCAGACAUGUACAGCUGGGUUUACCAGCAGUAUAAGAAGGGAGAAUUUAAAGCCAUUGCACAAACCCUCAGGUCUUUGGACAGCUGUGCAACUCUUGAUAAACAGACCAAAAAACAGAUCAAAAAAUUCGGCCUCGAUUAUUUUAAUGCUCGUGUGUUUUUUCUCCUGGCUGCCAUCGUUUGGCAGGAGAAGGAGGAAUUGCAAAAAAAAUUAGAGAGCAGAGAGUGUGGCACGGCAGGGAAGCUUGGGGAUUUUAGAAGAUUUGUUGAGUCUUGUGAACAAGACUUUGAGGUGUGCUGUGGACCCAACCCGGUAACAGAAUGCUCGUCAUCUGAUUCAGAAUACACUACUGAUGAGGGAGAGGAGGCUCCCCCACAACCACCCUCUAAGAGAACUGUGCAUUUUGCUUCCAAAAAGGGGAAAUGCCAUCCCUCUGUUUUAAAAACUAAAAAGCAGCCACGAGCAGCAAGCAUGCAGCCAGCCCCUGCUAAUCAGCUAGAGGGAGAUGUAACAGAAUUAGCCAAUCUGGUCAACAUUUUCAUAGAAACUGGUGCUAAGAGAAUGAACAGCUUGGAGAAGAAGCUCCAGCAGCUUUCUGUGAUUGUGGAAGGUGCCUCUGGUCAGUCCUCCUCCCACAAUGAUACUUCUGAUAGCUCAGAGCAGGAUGAAGGAGAGAUAGAACACAAACGCCUGCCCCUGGUGAGAGUGGUUCAGCCUUCCUGUAAACGAGAGACAGGGCAGAGGCAGGCAGCACACAGACAGCUUGUGCAUUCUCCCUUGGAACUGUUGCAGUAGAAGCAGCAGUUCAGUAAAUGCCCUCUGAGACUGACACAGAGUAUGUGGUCAGGGUCUCACCUCAGGGGGAGCUGUGAAAAGGAAACCUUGGGACACUGGGGCCAGGAGCCAUGCUAAUUACUGGUGAUUACACGGCUUCCUGAUCCCUACACAACCAGCUGCUUUUAAUGCUGGGCUGACUGACCCCACAGGAAGAGGGGAGCCCCAUGCCUUGGGGGGCUGUGUCUCCCAGCAUCCACAAACAACAUCCCCAAAGCCACAACAUAGAAUCCUAGAAUUGGCUGGGUUGGAAGGGACCUCAGAGAUCAUCAAGUCCAACCCUUGAUCCAC